Purpureocillium takamizusanense is the source of this 381-nucleotide messenger RNA. RefSeq lists its product as uncharacterized. NCBI's taxonomy places the organism in Eukaryota, Fungi, Ascomycota, Sordariomycetes, Hypocreales, Ophiocordycipitaceae. The coding region runs from base 1 to 381 and encodes 126 amino acids. The record is from RefSeq and is a predicted model, not a curated record. The transcript has a single exon.
AUGGAUGGAUGGAUGGGUGGGUGGAUAUGGGACAUGAUGAGAAAAAGAGAGAGAGAGAGACAGAGAGAGAGAGAGAGAGAGAGAGAGAGAGAGAGAGAGAAAAGAGGCCAUCGCCGCCGUCGCCGUGGCUGGGGAUCGUCCCAAGGUUUAGCGACGCAUGCCAUGGCCAUGCCGCGCCAUGCCAGGCCCCAGUCCAAGGGAAAACGAGAGAGAGAGGAAGAGAGAGGAAGAGAGGCAAGGCAAGGCAAGGCAAGGCAGGGCACACAUGUGCCGGCGUGGCUGUGGAGGCCUGCCGCGCCCGCCCAUCCGCCGGUUCCCGCGUGGUGGUCCUCCUUGUUGCAAGUCUACAUACUAAACCAUACUACCUCCCUUCCUUGUUGA